Molecule: messenger RNA, 339 nt
Organism: Lonchura striata (white-rumped munia)
Lineage: Eukaryota; Metazoa; Chordata; Aves; Passeriformes; Estrildidae
Source: RefSeq, a predicted model, not a curated record
AUGUUGAUAGUGCAUUUGGUUUAUGCCAAUCUAGAGUAUCAAAAAGAAACUCCUCCAAGCCUGCGUGAGAUUGACCAUCAGUGCUGGGAGGUAUCAUCCCAUGGGUUGAUGGAAAUGAAGAAACUCAAGGUAGCAGAUACAGUCAUUGCUCUCUGGGACUUCAUGAUGUUCUUAAAGGAAUCCCCUAAGCCCAAGCACAAUGAACUCUUCAAUGACUUAGCCCAGAACUUCUGGGAUAUGUACACAGCAGCAGCGGCAAAACAAAUUCCAGGUGGAAAUGCUAUGGUGUACAUCUAUGAGAGCUGUGGAAAGCUGACUACUCAUGAGAUGUCAGCAUGA